AUGAAACCCGUGCCAAGGGACUUCUGGAUUGAGAUAUUUGAUGUGAGCAACUUUGGAGGUUUUGAUGACCUUUGCUCAAGCAGGCUGGCUUGGACUACGUUUUAUGGGAUCGUGAAUAACAAAGAAAUGUUAAUCCUCCAGUCAAGUGACAGAAUUGGGGUCAAUAAAAUAUCCAUGGAUGACGGACAAGUAAGAAAACAUCAAUGUCGGUCAUUUGGUGUAAGAGUCGACGGUGACCUUGACCGUCGAAGAAGCUCAUUAAUUAAUUAUAUCAACACAAACUCGAUCAUCAGGUCUGAAAGCAGUAUCUUCCGAUUAAAUCUCUUCAAGCAAGGGCAUUACUUUGGUGCUCACAGCUUCAAGGUCUGCCUUUCUCAGGAACAACCAGAAGAAGCAAGAACAAAAUUUAAUGAAAAUGAUAAAAGCAAUACAACGGAACUGGCAUUGACCAACCACACGGCCGACCGGAUCAAGGAGAGUUUAUAUCUGUUAACGUGGUUUAUCAGGACCCUGUACACUUUUACCUCAAUUAUUACCUUUCAACUUCAACACGCGAUUUAUCAAUAUUUAAUUAUGCAAACUACUUCAAAAGAAGCUCGAAUCAAUUUAGCUAUUGAGGCUAUUCGUACAUCUCAAAAUUUGAGUAUUCGGAAAGCUGCAAAACUCUAUAAUAUACCUCAUACUACCUUUACCUUUAGAAUGAAUGGAAUUCUGCCUCUUAUUGAACUUCGAUUAACAAAUCAUAAAAUGACAGAAUUGGAAGAGAAAUCGCUUUUUCAAUAUAUAUUGGAUAUGGAUAAAAGAGGGUUUAGUCCUCGAAUAAGUGAUAUAGAAGAUAUAGCGAAUUAUAUACUCGAAACGCGAGGUGCGAAGAAGGUUGGAAAGCUCUAG
Molecule: messenger RNA, 891 nt
Organism: Sclerotinia sclerotiorum 1980 UF-70
Lineage: Eukaryota; Fungi; Ascomycota; Leotiomycetes; Helotiales; Sclerotiniaceae
Exons: 3
Coding region: 1-891 (296 amino acids)
Molecular function (GO): DNA binding
Source: RefSeq, a predicted model, not a curated record